AUGUUAGGACAUCCAAUUGCCCGAAGACUCACAGAACAACAGCUAGAAAGUGUUGCAGCAAUGACUAUUACCAACAGUGAUAUUUACAAUGCACGCAAGAAGCUUCGGCAACAGAAUUUAGCAGGCUAUACACCAAUUCAGACUCUUGUAGAUAAGCUUCAGAAAGAAAAUUUUUUGUAUGAUUAUGAAUACGAUAACAAAGAAGCAGUUACUUAUCUAUUUUUUGCACAUAAUAAGUCUGUAGCCCUUACUCUCCAAUAUCCAUUCAAAAAAGAAAUUGAUUCAAGGAUUGAAUGGGAACACAUUAAUAUUCCAGUUUUUGCAUACAACAAUUUGUUGUAUGCAAAUUUUAGAAGCAAAGUUUCAACCUUUGCUCUCAAAAAAAUAAAUGACCAGUAUCAAAAAACUACUUCACAAGAACCAUUGCCACCAUCAAACCAGAGCCUACUGCUUAAUAAUGUCUAUACACAUUGGUGGAUUCAAGGGUGCAUUCCAGUAACACAAAUUGAAGAAGCAGUAGCCAGAAAUACAUUAAGCGAUAUGAUAGAUAGUCCAUUAGUACCUUUACAAAACCCCCACAUAGUUUGUACCAAGGAACGUCCUUCUGGUGCUCCAAAUCGACAACCAGCCAAUACAACAAGACAGGAUUCUUUCAGGUUUGAGUUUGUCAACCAUAAAGCAAGACAAUGUAGUAUUUGUAAACAAUCAGAUUAUAAUGCUCGUACUUGUCCAAAUUGA
Cetraspora pellucida is the source of this 738-nucleotide messenger RNA. NCBI's taxonomy places the organism in Eukaryota, Fungi, Glomeromycota, Glomeromycetes, Diversisporales, Gigasporaceae. The record is from the annotation of a GenBank genome assembly.